CGUCGGAUACAGUGUGUCAUCGCGAGGCGAGUGGCCGACGUACGCGCCGUCGCCUCCUUCCUUCCAGAUCCACGGCGAGCCGCCAACGAGGAAAACAAAAGGAUGGAAUUGAAAUCUGAUGCACCGCGGAAAAGCGAGUUACUUGCCCUGAGCAAAUAUAACGUUAAUCAUAAAGAUAAACCAACUACAGUAAGAAAUGAUUAUCCGAUGCCCCCUGUCCCUUGUUUUGAACUUACUGAGGAUUUUGAUUUGGAAAAGGUUGAGGAGUUAAUGCUAGAAAGGGAUAUUAAGAUCGCCAAGUCCAUGGCAAACGACAUAAUCAUCCCAGACCCUGCUCCAAAGUUUGUGGGUGAUGCCUUCUUGGACAUAUAUGCCGAAUUGGAGCACAUCCUUGUAAAGGAUAGUGUCCAGUGCUUCCUCCGAUUUUUCGUGAACUGUGAAGGCCGGGGCAUAUCAUCUUAUCUUACCAUCACCGCACAAACCUUAACCUUCAUUGUCAGUUUCAACGCCCUGCGAUGUGCAAAAGUCGUAUUGGAGGGCAUGGCACCUGAGCUCUAUGGGAUGCACGCCAAUCCCAACUGCAUAAAUAAAUAUGGAUACUUCGUGCUCCACGAAGCUGCUGAAAGGUUCUCUGUUGACAUGAUCAAGCUGCUUUUACGCCAUGGUGCAUCAUCCAAUGUGCGCACUAUUGGCAAUGAUGUCAUUGAGAAUCUACUCCCGCUCCAUGUCGCAAUUGAGAAUACUUGCCUGCAUAAGUAUCUUGAGGACAAUCUGGAGGACAAUCUUUCUCGCAGCCAGAAUCAUCUGGAUUAUAUCUACAAGCUUAUUCAUCUGCUAUGUCUACCUGAAAUGAAGAUCUUCUUGGACACAACUAGACUGCUUGCAGAGAAAACAAAUAAUUUACUUCAAGAGCUCUGGAAUUACAUUGAGGAUGGAAAAAUUAUCCAGUCUGCUGUUCUACUACUGGCUGCUCAAGAGCAGAUCCGUGGAGGCAGUUCUUCCAAGAUAAAUGGCAGUAGUAAGAAAAAUGGGUUUGACCUUAUCAGUAACUGUAUAAUGAGGCUUUCAUUUUCCUUGAGAUGGGAGAAAGGUUCACAUGGAAUGGCACCGGAGCUUCUGGAGGAAAGGAAGACACUUACUGAUUGCGCAUGGCUGCUUGUUGAUGUAAUUUCCCAUGCCGGUGAAGAUCUUUCUGCAUACAUUCAAACGCAUUCUGAGGUGCCCCAUGUGGAUGUCUUUCAACAUGUUUCAUCUAUCCUCAAGGAGUAUGGAUUUUGCCCUACUGGAGAUCCCAUGGACACUGUAAACCUCCAGCCUUAUGAGUGCAGAAAGUCAAACGGAGAGUCAUGCAAAGGGCUUAAAAAUGCAAACACGGCAGUUAUGGAAUUGGCCAAUCUGGAUGCUGCAGAGGAAAAGGUCACAACCGUUGGAAAUGACAACCUCUCCCUUAUGGCAUGGCAGCACACCAAAAAAACACAGGCUGUGAGAAAGAAAGCAGGCGGAGGAUGGGAUCCCACAUAUACAAAGAGAAGUUUCUUCCCAUACUGGAGAUCAGUGUUACAAGAUCUGGUUCCUUUGAAGGUGUAUCCAGCCUAUGCAAGCUCAGAUCCUAGUCCAAAUCAUAAACUUGGUCCAAUGCGAAGGACCUCGCCAUUUACAAGCAACAAUCAACCCAUAAGGUGCUUUGUCACUGCUGCUAUUGGUGCAUUCAGGCUCUUGAAGGUGCUAAAAUAGAGUAGAAAGGAGGCUCAACUUCUUUGCGAUAAUUGGGCUCCUCUCCACGGCGUCAUUCGGAAUGAUGCUUGACUUGAUAGCCGCUGAGCAUCACUUUCCUAUGUCCCUAAGCAGUAUUAUUAUAUGUAGUUUUGUAAGGAGCGGCGUGGCCACCAUGAAGGUAUAAGUUGGGUAGAUGCAAGUGGCGCCAUGGAGUAUCCUAUGAAUGGUGUGGUUGGCUGCACCGGCGCGGCGCUAGCGUUCAAGACAAGGAAGACACAGGUGAGACAGGACGAUACUGACGGUGAGACCGGACAAUUUCGCCCUAAAAAAAGGGCGAAGUGGGAUUUUACCAGUUUAGCUCUACCACAUGGCAAUAGAAAAGUAAUACUGUAAUGCAGGUAGAGAAAUGGAAGAAUGCAAGCAUAAAUCACAAGCUUACAUUGCACAGUACUAGGAUGUCUUGAUGUAAUUUAUACUAGUAUUACACUUACACAGCUAAUUCGAAAACAUACUGUAAACCAUAGGUUAUUACUGAA
This is a messenger RNA of Triticum dicoccoides, 2252 nucleotides long. RefSeq lists its product as uncharacterized. Bases 103 to 1734 code for a protein of 543 amino acids. Gene Ontology annotation, molecular function: protein binding. NCBI's taxonomy places the organism in Eukaryota, Viridiplantae, Streptophyta, Magnoliopsida, Poales, Poaceae. The transcript is spliced from 11 exons. The record is from RefSeq and is a predicted model, not a curated record. Gene Ontology annotation, biological process: positive regulation of protein catabolic process; protein ubiquitination.